Patella vulgata (common limpet) is the source of this 1860-nucleotide messenger RNA. Its product is annotated as centrosomal protein of 290 kDa. The transcript is spliced from 7 exons. Lineage: Eukaryota; Metazoa; Mollusca; Gastropoda; Patellidae. The record is from RefSeq and is a predicted model, not a curated record. The coding region runs from base 42 to 767 and encodes 241 amino acids.
CGUUGAAGAGAUUCGUGGGAUUCGAACCUUCGUCAACAAACAUGUCUUUUCCAGACAUACACUGCUGUUCCAUGUUAACAGCAGAGAAUUUAGAAUUAAAGAAGAAAUACAACAGAUUAAAACAACAAAAAGAAAAAAUACAAAAUCAUCUAGAUGUUAUUUUAGAACAACAGAAAGUAGAAAAACUGUUGAAGAAUUUUGUUACAACCAGAAAUGUAUAUGUUCAAACGGAGACACCUGGUUGGUUAAAAUCUGCAUCUCAUCGUCAACAACCAAUUAAAACACCUGUUACAACUGAUAGAGUUUAUCAAGAAUCAGAACAAAUGACCAAAGUAUUAUCCAUGCAGAAUCAAUUGAUGAAAAGAUAUGAAAAAGAAGUCAAACAGAAUAUGGAACAUCUAGAAACAAUCACAAACUUAAAUGGUAAAAUAGCUCAGUUAGAAUCCAAGGUACAGAAAGGUGAAGAAGAAUUAUUCAGUAUGAAAAGAGAAUUAUUUAAAGUUAAAGGCCCUACAGGAAGUGGUGCUAGUCUUAAAGAUGUUACUAGAGAGAAAAUAAAAUUAAAGAAAGAAAAUAAGAAACUACGUACAGAACUUGAUGGCUUAGACAAGGGAUUUUUCGAUGAAGUGGAAGAUAUCAAAUAUGCACUACAACAAUCUGCUAAACUAAAUCAAGAAUAUGAUAAAUUGUUACGCAAAAUGUGUAAAAAAUAUGGCGUACCAUUUCCUAAACUAGAAAAAAUUCUAGAUGUGGGUACUGGCAGCUGAUGUUUAAAAUUCAAUUUUUAAACAGUGAUUGAACAAUUUAUUUCAAGAGACAAUUUCUUAAGUUUUAGAGGCAUUUUACACCAGCUACUGUGGUACAUGAACGUAAUCUGCUAAAACUGCUCAUCAUCAUUUCAUGUAUUUUGGAUCCCUUGCAAUCUACAGCAUUGUUAAAGUUGAAUCUUUAAAAGGAAUAUUGGUCUCAAAAUGUUUCAGUUCUGUACUGCAUUUGCACGGGUGAGAAGAACAGAAAAUUUGGCAUUCUCUACACACAAUAUUUAUAAGCCCAUGUUGGGUAAAAUCUAUUUAUAUAGGACUAUUUUUAAUAUGAUUGAAUUCAAGAUAGGAUAUUAUCUACUGGUAGAUACUUUGAUUUGUUUUGUUAAUUAAAUGUUUAAUAAUCAAUUUGUGUUAUGUACUAUAAGAGUUGAUAGUACUGCCUUUGACAUAUUUAUGGAUAAUCUUGACCAGAAACUAGAAGAACAACAAAAAUUCAUAACAAAUAAAGUCUUUAAUAAACAUGAUUUUAAUUCAAAGUAUGACAUACAAAUGCUUAAAGGAGCUGUCCCAGAUAUCCCACAAGUGUCUGGAUAGUCAUGUCUGUACACAUGCAUAAGUUAUUGUAGUAGGUGACUCUCGAGAUCACCAUGCCACUCAUACAAAAGAAAAGUGGAAUUCCUUAAAUGAGUUACGUUACUUUGGCAUUAAAUUGUAUAUCGUUACUUAAUUCCACAUUUAUCAAUGGAUACCUUGUGGAACCAGGGACUACCCAGCUCUUUUAAACAUCCAAUGGUUAAAUAACAAAUUAAGUUAUACAUAAUAUCAGAAAAUAAAAAAUAGUAAUGAUGAAAGCACUAAUAAAUAUCAAGAUGUAUAAUAUCAAUUUUACAGGUUAAUGGAGUUUCAUUUUAUAAAAUAUGUCACAAUGGAAUGUCUUAUAUUAUGGCUUUAAUUGAAGUCUUUUAAUUCUGGUAAUAAAAAUAUGUCACAUGAUCACUUUGUGUCUCCGCACAUAAUAGAAUCCUUGAUUAAUGGAAUCUGAUAAAGUGUAGGCAGAAACUCUGCUGUCUGGGCAAAAUUCUCCUCCUUAGGCAAG